Messenger RNA from Branchiostoma belcheri (Belcher's lancelet), 771 nucleotides. RefSeq names its product Williams-Beuren syndrome chromosomal region 27 protein-like. Bases 109 to 771 code for a protein of 220 amino acids. The transcript has 6 exons. Gene Ontology annotation, molecular function: S-adenosylmethionine-dependent methyltransferase activity. Lineage: Eukaryota; Metazoa; Chordata; Leptocardii; Amphioxiformes; Branchiostomatidae. The record is from RefSeq and is a predicted model, not a curated record.
GCCAGGGACAACUACAACGGUUGUCGUCUGAAGUACAGCGUCUCCACGCCGAGUCGGAUUUAAUAUAUUCGCAAGGAUUCAUAGACGUCUGAAGUAAACCAAGAAAACAUGUCGGCGGAAAAGAGGCUCUACAAUCUCCACACCAGUAAAAUGCGCGACCCCAACUCUACCCCAGAAAUGACGGCGGAGUUUUACGACAACUGGUCCGGGCACUAUGACGAGGAGGUACUAAAGCAGAACAAAUGCGGUGGUCCCCGAGUCUGUGCCGAAGCGGUGGAGAAGGCCUUGGCCGGCUUGAACCGCCAGGAGGUCCGUAUUCUUGACGUGGCGGCCGGGACUGGAGUGGUUGGCGAAGAGCUGCAGAAGAUGGGUUUCACCAACAUGGACGCUGUGGACGGGAGUAGGGGUAUGCUGGACCUUGCGGAGAGGAAGAACAUCUACCACCGACUCAUCUGUGACUUUGUCGGAGCGAAACCCAUGGACAUCGAAAACGACACGUAUGACGCCGUCGCCUGCUGCGCUGCCUUCGGUCCAGCCCACCUAAAGGAAGACUGUCUACCUGAGCUCAUUCGAGUCGUCAAACCAGGCGGGUACGUCGUCAUCACGUUCCGGGAGGAGUAUCUGCACUUCGUGGAGGACUACAAGGACAAACUGGAGCCCGCCAUGGUCCGUCUGCAGGACACAGGGCUCUGGGAACGAGUCAGUCGGGACGUCUUUCCCAAGUUCUACCAGGACAAGAACGGCAUAACCUUCGUCUACAAGGUCCUGUAG